CACGUGGGUCUGCAGCGGCGGCGGAACCCAGUUUCUGCGGCUCGCGGCCCGCCCGGGGCUCUCAGGCGGGGGCGCCGGCGGAAGUGGGGGCGCCAGCAGGUGUGGACCUCGGCUCUGGGAGAAGUCUGUGCCUGUUCUGGGGAGCUGGGGCAAGUGAAAUCGGUUGAACAGGCAGUCAGCAGCCCAGACAAUGCAGACUCCGCCAGCCAUCCCUGUGCCUGUGCCUGUGCUCCGGCUCCCUCGGGGCCCUGAUGGCUUCAGCAGAGGCUUUGCCCCUGGUGGACGCAGGGCUCCCCUGAGGCCUGAGGCUCCUGAAACCCAAGAAUCUCUGGAAUCGCAGGAGCAGCAGGCACGAGCUGCCCUCCGGGAGCGCUACCUCCGCAGCCUGCUGGCCAUGGUGGGUCACCCGGUGACCUUCACCUUGCACGAGGGUGUGCAUGUGACCGCCCACUUUGGAGCCACCGACCUGGAUGUGGCCAACUUCUACGUGUCGCAGCUGCAGACUCCCAUAGGAGUGCAGGCCGAGGCACUGCUCCGGUGCAGUGACAUUAUUUCCUACACCUUCAAGCCCUGAAGACAUUGUUGCCUCCACCCCUCUUCCGACUCAGCCAGGAAUCCCACACCUCCAUUGUUCCGGGGCUGGAACUGGCCAUGUAGAGUUCUCAACUCCACAGGAAUUCUGAACCCAACCCCAGGCGACUCCAGAUUCUUCAGACCUCUGGGACCCCAUCUGGAACUCUGCAGCCCCAGGAAUUCUAGAUCCACUGAAAGGAAUGUUCUACCUCAGAACUGAGCUCUGCAGAACCCGGAUUGAAGAGGUUUGAAAGUUCAGCCACCUGAGGAUGUCCUCAGUGCUCCCCUCUGCCAAAGAUCCUAUUGUUCCAGGAAAACUCGACUCUUGCUUUUCUUUUCCUUCUUUAUUGUCCCCCCCACUCCCAGGCAGUGGACACAGGGUCUCACUAUGCAGCCCAGGUUGGUCUCUUGCCUCUGGAGUGCUGUGAUUACAGGCAUACACCACCAUCCCUGACUCCCCUGUCUUUCAGUGUACCUCGAGGAAGAUGGGGACGGAGCCAUAUUUACGGGGUGGUAGGGUGGUUAUCCAAGGUUGGAAUUCUAGGGAUGGACCAAGAUAGUGAGGAGCCGGGAUCACGGUGUGGACAUUGCACCUCCGUUUGUUUCCGGGGUGGCCGGUUCCCCUCUGAACGGGGAGUUUGGACCAAAUUUUAUUUAGGGGUGGCCUUUUGCAAGUGAGGGGUGUGGCUCGUGCUGGGUCACAGGAUGGGUCACAUGUGCCCCUUCCGUACGUGAUAGGCCACAAAGCCGCUUUUGGAGCCCGUGCGCGACUUCGCAGAAGCUGAGGAUCAGUGGGUAGCAGGAGGCUUCGCAGCUCCGGCCUUGGAGGGGUGGCCCGUGUCACCGCUUCUAUUAGCCCUGUCACUAGAAAUCUCUCAGCAGGUGGUUCUAAGAAGAAAAAAAAGUUUCCGUCCCUUUUUUAGUCCCUUCAAGUUCCUAGUGUAAGUGAAGCCUUCCAUUGUUGCAGACUAUGGUGAACCGGGGAACAGCCUCGGCUGCCAUCUGUCCAUUCGCCUACUCUGGCCAGCACCCCGCCCAG
Molecule: messenger RNA, 1612 nt
Organism: Castor canadensis (American beaver)
Lineage: Eukaryota; Metazoa; Chordata; Mammalia; Rodentia; Castoridae
Gene: Gemin7
Product: gem nuclear organelle associated protein 7
Biological process (GO): spliceosomal snRNP assembly
Cellular component (GO): SMN-Sm protein complex
Molecular function (GO): RNA binding
Source: RefSeq, a predicted model, not a curated record